This is a messenger RNA of Bolinopsis microptera, 6691 nucleotides long. RefSeq names its product myoferlin-like. The record is from RefSeq and is a predicted model, not a curated record. The transcript is spliced from 37 exons. Gene Ontology annotation, biological process: membrane fusion; plasma membrane organization. Lineage: Eukaryota; Metazoa; Ctenophora; Tentaculata; Lobata; Bolinopsidae. Bases 125 to 6385 code for a protein of 2086 amino acids. Gene Ontology annotation, cellular component: membrane.
UUUAUAGGAGGAGCAUAUCCGACUACAGGAACAAUCGGCCUCAGCUACACGUCUAAAUGAAAAUCCUGAAACUCGUUUUGCACAGCGAAGGUUAAGGUACAUCCGUAAAGGGUGCUCCAUAAAAAUGGGGAAGAAAGGUGAUGAGGCCAGCGCUAUGGCCCAGGAGUCACCUUCAUUGAGUGCUGGAAGAUUUUGCCUCACUUUACAGAAAGUUGUGGUCUCCAUGAAAAGGGAUCUUAUUGUCACCUUUACACUCGAUGGAAUUGAGAAGGUUUCGAAUGUAGAUAAAAACUUCACAGAAGAAAUCAAUGAUGUACACUUGUGGGAACGAGACAUACCGCUAUUGGACGACAGUGUUCUCGUCAUCAAGAUCGUCUCCAAGGAAAAACUCAUGAAGAACAAGCUGGUUGGAGAAUGUGUUUACUCUCUGAGAUCCAUUGCCAUGGCUUCCACUGCGCAGUCAGCGGAGGUUAAAACCUCUGUAAAGGAUGCAUCUGGUAAACAGACUGACAACUUCUUACAGUUUAAGUUGGAUUACGUUAAACCAAAUCUGGAUCCUGACGAGGCUGCAGCGGGCGGAGGGGCAGCAGCUUUAACUGAUGUUGAAAAGACCAAAAUCUCCAAAAAGGAAGCUGCCAAACUUAAAUCAUCAACGACGUCAGCACAAAGAAGAGCCCUACUGGAUAGGGCCAACCUACCUACAAAACCCCAGGAUUUCCAGAUCAGGGUGUUUGUUCACGAAGCUAGAAAUUUGUUCGGGGGAAAUCUUCAUCCAGUUACCAAUGUGAAUAUAGGAAAGAUGGGAAAGCACACUCGGGUACAAAGGUCAACUGCAAAACCUAAGUGGGAAGAGUGCUUGAUCUACGAUUUCAACAUGUCUCCGGCGGAACUAGUAGACAUGCCCAUCCUCAUAGAAGUUCUCAACUCUAAGAAGAUGAGAUCUGAUUGUCUGGUAGGAUCCUUUAAGUUCGAUGUUGGAGAGGUAUACGUCUACUCAGAUCACACAUUCUGGCACAAGUGGAUCCUCCUAACUGACCCUGAUGACAAAGAGUCCGGAGUGAAGGGUUAUGUUCUGGUUUCAAUCUCCAUCCUGGGACCUGGUGACAAGAUCAAGUCACCUCCCAAGCUCAGUAAUGCAGAUGAGAUCGAUAUGGAGUCGAAUGUUCUGCAGCCUGCUGGGGUCCAGUUGCAGCCCUGCACUUACACCAUCAGGGUUUACAAAGCAGAGGAUCUACCUGAGAUGGACAGUGACGCGUUUGACGGUGUGAAAAGAGCAUUCGGGAUGCAGCACGAAGGAAUCGACAAGGUGGAUCCGUACGUGGUGGUAAGUUUUGCUGGAAAGAAACUGAAGACAAACGUGAUCUACAACAGUUACAGUCCGGUAUGGAACCAGGAGCUGAAUAUGGGUAUUCAGAUUCCUACCAUGUGCGAACAGCUCAUGCUCAAAGUCAUGGACAAAGAUCACUUGAAUAGAGACGACGUGGUGGCAACUAGUUUUCUCCACCUUACUAGACUUUCCUCUGAGGAUACAGACGAUGAAGGAUUUUUACCGACUUUUGGACCAGCCUUUGUCUGUUUCUAUGGAAGUCCCAGAGAAUUCAGAAAUAUGAGCAUGGAUUUAGGGGGUCUUGAUAAAGGACUUGGAGAAGGAUGUUCAUUCAGAGGGAGACUCCUUGUACAACUGACUGUUACGCAAGGCCGCUAUCCCAACCACGACGAGUACAUCAAGCCAAUAGAUCACGACGACCUGUAUGCCUGUCAGCAGUUCCAGCGGAGACGGAAGUACAGAACUUUUGUAGGGUUUCUGGAGGGCUGCAUGAUCAAUCCUGUUGAUGGUCCCAUUGAGUUUGAAGUUACCAUGGGAGACUAUGGUAACAAGUAUUCAGUUGGCCAUGCUGCCAUGGCCUCACCCUCGACCACCCAGCCUCAGAACGCUGUCUACGACGGACAGUCCUACUACUACAUGCCGUGGAGGGAUGUAAAGCCUUGUGUCAUGCUUAUUUCUCAUUGGGAGGACAACACUUUCAGGAUAGAGUCCCUCAACUUCCUGCUUAAAAUUAUUGACACUUUGGAGCAAAACAUAAAAACAGUUGGACUGAUGAUAAGAUCUGAAGCGCCUAUCGAAGACAGCGCUAGAAGUCUCAUGGCCUUGUUAGACAACCUCAUUGAUGAUCUUAACAAGGACUUACUGGAUCUCCCCACUAACUACACCAACCUUGAUGAAAAGAUGUACCGACUUAGAUAUGAUGACAUGAGAACUAUAUCAGACGAGGCUAAAGAACUGAGAGAGAAUGCUGUGGAUUUAGAAGCAGCGUUAGAAGAAAUAGAAAACUACAAAUCGAGGCUAAACACUAUUGCUGUCGAGCCGCAAAACAGUAUCCCUGAUCUAAUAAUCUGGAUGCUGGUGGGCGGGAGACGAGAAGCCUACAUCAGGAUACCAUCUCACGAAAUAAUGUAUUCUAAUGGAGAAGAUGCUAUUGGGAUGAAGUGCGGCAAGACUUCCACAUAUCUUCUGAAAAAACCUUGUAUGACAGAUAGAAUCAAUCACAAGUCCAACUGGCUGUUGCCAGCUAAAUUACAACUUUUCAUCUGGAUGGGGUUGGACGAUGCUGCAAAAAGCAUUCAACAUCGGCCAUAUGAUGGAGAGAUUUCUGUGUUUGCCGAAACGUACGAGAACAUGGUAUUUGUGCCGCCGGGGUGGACCACCAAGAUGAUGACCAGGCCAAAGUGGUCUGAUUCCACUGGAAAACUAAAGCUCCCCAAAUACUGCUUUGAGACACCAAGUGGUUGGCUCUGGGACGAUGACUGGUUCAUCAAACCUCAAGUCACGUCGACUGACACGGACAGUUCCAUAAUGACAUUCCAAGAUGACGUGUACGAAACAGUUACCAGAUUACCAGGAGGUAACUGGACCAGCGGUGAGGUUACCUGGGAGACCAACCUGGGCGAGGAGCACGUGGCAAAGGAAGCCAUCAUGCCUCCUAAUGGCUGGGAAUGGAAUGAUAGCUGGCAGGUGGAUUUGAGUAGAGCUGUUGACGAAGUUGGUUUUGAGUACUGUCUGGAUCACACAGUUACUGGCUAUGUCCCUGUCGAGAAGACAUACCACCUUCACCGACGAAGAAGAUGGGUCAGAAAUCGAAAAAGAAAUCCAGAUAUAAGACAGAGGGCUGUGCAGGAGAAGAUAAGGGAAGAGGCAAAAGAAGGGUGGGAGUAUGCUCGAUUGUGGGGCAGUAAGUUCCACUUCAAGCAACGGAAGAUCGAUCUUGUCCGGCGGAGAUUGUGGCUCCGGAAGAUGGUAACUUCAAACCCCGACGCGGAACCAAUCUUUACUUUCACGGAGGAUCUUCAUCUGAGUAAUGAAAAUUUGGAUCAGACUGGGCAGAAAGCUGGUCAAAUUCCGGCUUUUUAUUCACCUAGAAUGUACAUCACCUACAGAGAGUCGCACAAAUACCAACUGAGAGCAUACCUGUACCAGGCGCGUGACCUCAUCAGUGAGGAUGCAUCGGGUCUCUCCGAUCCAUACGCCAAGAUCAUCUACGGCAACCAGUCGAAAGCUACCAAGAUUAUCCCAGAGACGCUGUGUCCGACUUGGGAUCAGACUGUUAUUCUGGAUGGAAUCGAGAUAUGGGGGUGUCCUGAGGAAGUGAGCCAACACCCACCCUCCGUCGUAUUGGAACUGUUUGAUUACGAUCCUGUGGGCCACGAUUUCCUGGGACGAAGUGUAGUAAACCCGAUGGUAGUGAUAUUCGCGGAGGACGCAAUGACCUGCAGACUAAACUGGUACCCGAUACAAAGAGGUCCUAACCCUGGUGGGGAGAUAUUAGCCGCUUUCGAGCUUUACUUGAACGACGAAGACGAUAACAUUCUACCCUCGCUUCCUCCAAUGAUGGAUGAAACAUACCAAGUAGCUGCAGCUAUUGCUCCAGAGAUGCAACACACUAGAAUUGAGAUUCUAACGUGGGGUGUGCGGAACAUGAAGAAGUUCCAGCUCUCUGCCAUCAACAAUCCUAGUAUAGAGAUAGAGUGUGGUGGUGUUGUCAAGAGCACUAACAAGAUUAAAAACGCUAAGAAGAACCCUAAUUUUGAUACCAGUUCUCUCUUCUUCGAUGUGUACCUACCGAUAGAGGAACUGUACAUGCCGCCUCUGAACAUCAGACUACUGGAUCACCGAACCUUUGGUCUGAAACCACUUGUUGGUACCCACACCAUUCAGAGUCUCAAGGAUUACAGACGCGACCCUGUGGCUCAAUACCAAGCUAUACGAGACAAAAUGCUCAUUGAUGGGUUUGGAGGUACAGAUUCGGAAUAUGAAAUGGAACGAGGAAGAGAAUCUCCAGAUGGUGGUUUCUCCAACGCUUCUACAUAUAAAUCCUUACUUGAUUCUGCUUCCAAAACUUUUAAAGGUGCGUCAGACACAGUUAAAGGAGGAACCGGCACUUCAACCGGGACCAGAAAGUCAGUGUACUCCUGGUUCAGCAACGGAGACGGGGAGAGUGACGAGGACUCGGACUCCGCCUGGGAACCUCCCUUCUUUGGGGAUGACGAGGAGGACCAGUUGGUGGAUGAUCUGGACUGGUGGAGCAAGUACUACGCUUCUAUUGGCGACGAGAACUUAGGAAGAGUUUAUAAUGAGAAAGGGUACGAAUCAAUGGAAUAUUUCGAAGAGUUGGAGCUACGAUUUGGAAACUUCAAAGAUCUUGCAGAAUCCUACCCCAUUUGGCACGGCAAGCACGACGAAUUGCAGCCAGAACUUGAUAGAGCUGUCGGGCACUUCAAGGGAACGUUCAGAAUCUACCCGUUACCAGCAGAUGGGAGCGAGCCCCCUCCCAGAAUGUUACAAAACGCUCCCAGUAACGAAACUAUCGAGCUCAAAGUUCGAGUGUAUGUCAUCAAGGCCAAAGAUCUCCAACCCCAAGAUCCAAACGGAUUCAGUGAUCCAUAUCCAGCUGUAAAGUUAGGAAAGACGAAGAUCAGAGACAGAGAUAACUACAAACCUAAAUGUUUGGAGCCCAUGUUCGGAUUGGUUUACGAGCUGGACUGCACCAUUCCCCUGGAAUCUGAACUGAAGGUCCAGAUAUUUGACUAUGAUUACAUGUCUGGAGAUGAUCUGAUUGGAGAAACUAAGAUAGAUCUCGAGAACAGAUACUUAAGUACUCACAGAGGCAUUUGUGGCUUACCUAAACGAUACUACACGGCUGGUCCGUUCAAGUGGCGAGACUGCCAGACUCCCAAGGAGAUUCUAGAGGAAUGGUGCUCGACCCAGGUUCUCAGUCCGCCCAUGUGGUCAGGAAACUGUCGGGUAAAGGUAGCUGGGGUUCUGUACCUCCUCUCUGAUUACGAAGUAAAAGGGAAGGUUCACAAAGAUUGGGGACCUGCUGAUGAGCGGUUAGCGUUGUACGUACUCCUUGACAACAAACUGGUUCCAGAACAUAUUGAACAGAGGACUCUUUACAACCCACUGCGACCCGAAAUAUCUCAGGGUGUUAUCGAAUUGUUUGUGGACAUAUUUCCCAAGAGCCGCGAGAUCCCGGGUCCUAUAAACAUUACACCCCGUGCCCCUCAAGACUUGGAACUGAGGGUUAUCAUAUGGAACUGCUCCGAUGUGGUAUUAUCGGAUAUAAGCAUGACGGGCGAACUGAUGAGUGAUAUCUAUGUAAAAGGAUGGUUAAAGGGUCAAGACAAGAAACAGAGGACUGAUGUGCACUAUCGGUCACUUAACGGAGAGGGAAACUUUAACUGGAGGUUGAUAUUCCCGUUCAAGUACCUACCGGCAGAAGAAGUGAUGGUUAUCAAGAAAAAAGAACACUUUUAUUCUAUCGACAAGCACGAAGAAAAGCACCCUGCUAUAUUCUGCGUCCAGAUUUGGGAUAACGACAUCUUUCACGCGGACGAUUUCUUGGGUGUUCUUGAGUUAAAUCUGAAUAAAAUGCCGAAACCUGCAAAAUUCGCAAAAACUGUCUCAUUGGACGAUCUUAUAGACAAUGAUAAAGGGAAGGAAGUUCAAGUGAUCUCCUUGUUUGACCAGAAGAAUAUUAAGGGUUGGUGGCCCUGUUACUGUGACUACGACCCCUCCAUUCCCAGAGAGUUAACUGGCAAGAUUGAAAUGGAAGUGGAAAUACUGACUAAAGAAGACGCCGAGACCAAACCUGCUGGCAAAGCGAGAGACGAACCAAACGAAAACCCUAAACUUAAACCACCAGAUCGGCCUGCCACGUCUUUCAGUUGGUUCUCAUCACCGUGGAAGUCCAUGAGAUACAUUCUCUGGGCUAACUACAAGUGGUAUAUAAUUGGAGGGCUGCUUAUUCUUCUUGUAAUAGCUUUCGUUUUGAUAUUCUUGUACAGCCUACCGGGAGGCGUUGCAGACAUGUUGAUGGCUAAAUUUUGAACCUCUUAGAAAUAAAAAGUAAUAUAAAUCAGCUGAAAUGGAGUGAUCAAGGGCAAGUGCUGCAUUCACAGAAACUUGAAGACGAACCGAGAUUGCCAUCCAACAUUAUAACAGUGUUUUGAAGUUAAAGAAAGUUUUAGUGGGACUAAUUUUGCCGUGAUGCUGUUGAAUCUUAUGAAAUUUUUGAAAAUUGACCCAUAUAAAUAUGUAGACUAACUUAUUUGUGAGUUCACGAACAACUAUUUGUAAAUUAUGGUGAAAAUGAAUUUCAUAAAAAAUUAUAGUCUCGGAUUAUUGAUUGUUGAA